AUGUCAAACUUGUUAUCACUAUAUCCAACGAUUAAAGAGUUAUCAAAAGACUCAACCUAUAAAAUACCAUUGUUAGGUGGUAAUCAUAUUGUUAUAUCAUUGCCUGUAAACUUUCCAAAUUUACCACCAGUAUACUUUUUAGAGUCACCAGAUGGUCAGACAAUCUCGGUGAAACCACCGGCAGAGUGGACACAGAUGACUUCACUAGCCAAGGUUACAAUGGAAUACAUCGAAUACUACAGCAAGAAUCCACCACAGUUUCAACAUUACUCUCCACCACCCUCUUAUUUUAAUAAUAACAACAAUAAUAACAACAGUAAUAGCGGUAACAGCAAUAGCAACAACAAUGUAUCAAAUAAUAGCAAUAGCAAUAAUAAUAUAGUAUCAUCACAACAAGGACAACCACCACCUCCAUAUUCUUCUUCUUCUACUUCUUCUUCUUCUUCUUCUUUGAAGCAACAAGAUAACAAGUCGGCAUCUUCCAACAACAAUGUACAGAAACCAAAUAUACCAUCGAUUCCUUAUAAAUUCCCAGAGUUGGAAUCAAAGUCAAAGGAAGAGUUGGAGGCACUGUUGAGUUCUGGUGAGAUUGAGAUUCUAAUGUUCUCACUCGACGAAGUCUCGGCAAUGGGUGACCACCGCGACAAUUUGAAGACGACCAACGAGCGGUUGUCAACUCCGAUCAACCCAAAGAAAGAAAAGAUAAUCGAACUCAAGUCACAUCUCGAGGAACAAACACAGCUCUACAACCAACUCAAAUCGGAACUCGAUAGCAAACAGAAGCGAAGAGAUGAAAUUCAAAAGGCACUCUCCACAGGCGUGCUCAUCGACAAACUCACAGAGCUAGCAUCGACUGCAGAAACUGAGUCGGACGACAUUGCCAACGACUUUUUAGAAGGAACAAUCGAUCUCAAGGAAUUCAAAAAACAAUUUAAAGAGAAAAGAAAUAUCUAUCACUCUAGACUAGCUAAAAGAGAUGGACUCAUAGGUGGUAUUGUAAAAGAUAAAUAA
This is a messenger RNA of Heterostelium album PN500, 1011 nucleotides long. It is a transcript of the gene vps37, whose product is annotated as vacuolar protein sorting family 37 protein. The transcript is spliced from 3 exons. Gene Ontology annotation, cellular component: ESCRT I complex. The record is from RefSeq and is a predicted model, not a curated record. Lineage: Eukaryota; Evosea; Eumycetozoa; Acytosteliales; Acytosteliaceae. Gene Ontology annotation, biological process: ubiquitin-dependent protein catabolic process via the multivesicular body sorting pathway; protein targeting to membrane; protein targeting to vacuole. The coding region runs from base 1 to 1011 and encodes 336 amino acids.